CCCGUCACGUGACUGUUGUUUAAAACCUCUGGGUUCUCGAAACUUUCCUGGCGACUCGACCCAUUGGAUUAAAGAUAAGCAAAAAGACCCAUUUUCUGGGUAUGUGAAAAGGCGCCAUCCGACGGGGCGGGGCUUGAGGUGUGUUUGAGUGAUGGACAACUCCGCCAACGAAUCAGGAUUAAGAUCUCUCCCUCCGGGAAACCCAGCGGAACUCCCGUCUCCAGCCGGAGGUGUGCGCGGCAGCGGUAAUAAUUCCCAGUGGCGGUGUCUCCCGAAGCCUCACGCACGCAGCGCGAACGAAAGUCCUCCGCGUCUCACGGAGGGACACGGCGGCGUCACGCGAGCCGCGGUCUAAACGCCCCACGUCCGCCCGUGAUUGACAUCCUCCCAGUCCAAUGACUUCCGGCGUGGGGGGGGGCGGGUCUUCCUCCACGGACCUAUGAGCGCUGGCGUGGGGUCAGCCAAUAAGACGAGCGCAGGGGGCGUGGCGGGAAGUUUGAAACUCGGACUCCGGGAGUUGGGGCUCGAGCUCGGUGGCAGCUCCUGGGGUCCCCCGGGUGGCCAGCGUCGACCCACGGCGGGCCUCGGCCCUACCCCGCUGCUCGUGGACAUGGGCUCAGCCAAGAGCGUCCCGGUGACUCCAGCGCGGCCUCCGCCGGUCAACAAGCACCUGGCCCAAGUGGCGGAUCCUCGAUCGCCCAGCGCCGGCAUCCAGCGCACGCCCAUCCAGGUGGAAAGCUCCCCACAGCCAAGCACACCAUCGGGAGAGCAGCUGGUGAGCCCCAAGCAAGCUCAGGACCCUGAUCCCCGCUCUCCCACACUGGGCAUCGCGCGGACACCUAUGAAGACCAGCAGUGUAGACCCUGAGAGUCCAGUGAUGAGGCAGCUGAGCGACAUCUUUGAGACUGAUGCUUCCACUCCCCAGCCUCCGCCACAGCCUCCGUCCUCUGAAGUGGACUCACCUGGAGAUGCUCAGCUAGCUCUAGCCGACCAAAUGGGCUCUUGCAACCCACCCGAGCAUUCCUCCAAACAGGACUUUCCCAAGGAGGAGAAGAAACAGCCCACAGCAGCACCUGCGGCCAGCCAGAGCUCAGAGAAGCCAGCCAGAGACCACGAGAUGGCCCAGGCUUCAGGUUCUAAGCGCAGUAGACGGAGGCCAAACAAGAAGGUUCUGGGGAGAUCUCCCCUGACCAUCCUGCGGGAUGACAACUCCCCCGGGACCCUGGCAUCAUCGAGACAGGGUAAACGCCCUUCUCCCCUAAGUGAGAAUGUGAAGGAUAUAAAGGAAGCGACCAUUUUGGGAACUAACGGAACCGGACGAGGAUUGAAAAGCGGAGGGUGUGCAUGGGAGCAAAGCCAAGAGCAUGAGAAGGAAAAUCAGCAUUUUGCUUUGGUGGAGAGCUAGGCCUGGCCUAGCACCUGGGCUGGGUUUGCCUAGGAUCUGCUGAUUUUUUUUUCUGGAUCAUUUUUUCCUCUUUCUUUCCUGGAUGGACUGAGGAAAGGCUGGGUUUUCAUUCCUCCUCCACGACCUGCGCUGGGACUUGGCGUUUUAUUGACUUGUUUUUCUUGUAUAUUAAAGGAAGUGAUUUAUUUUA
Dipodomys spectabilis (banner-tailed kangaroo rat) is the source of this 1595-nucleotide messenger RNA. RefSeq names its product cell division cycle associated 3 (gene Cdca3). The record is from RefSeq and is a predicted model, not a curated record. Bases 440 to 1405 code for a protein of 321 amino acids. The transcript has 6 exons. NCBI's taxonomy places the organism in Eukaryota, Metazoa, Chordata, Mammalia, Rodentia, Heteromyidae.